AUGCGUGGCGUGUUCCUGACCAAGUUGGCGUGGCACGUUGUCAACCGCGAGACGUCGCCGACGUUUGUGGACCCGCGCGCCAUGGAGGACUACGUCAAGUCCAGCAACGUCGCUUUCGGACUGAUGUUGCUGCACAUGGACGCAGACUACCAUCACAUCGUCGAUGAUUGUGAAGAGGCGUGGGUCGCGUGGGCGCGUUUGAAGACGCUGUACGGCGGGUCGCAGAAAGCUGGACGCAUCUACUUGAAGCGCCAGCUGUUCAAAUGGAGAUGGCGGAAGGCGGCAAUGUGA
This is a messenger RNA of Peronospora matthiolae, 291 nucleotides long. NCBI's taxonomy places the organism in Eukaryota, Oomycota, Peronosporomycetes, Peronosporales, Peronosporaceae. The record is from the annotation of a GenBank genome assembly.